This is a messenger RNA of Gadus chalcogrammus (walleye pollock), 434 nucleotides long. RefSeq names its product ATP synthase F1 subunit epsilon (gene atp5f1e). Gene Ontology annotation, cellular component: mitochondrial inner membrane. Gene Ontology annotation, biological process: proton motive force-driven mitochondrial ATP synthesis. The transcript is spliced from 3 exons. NCBI's taxonomy places the organism in Eukaryota, Metazoa, Chordata, Actinopteri, Gadiformes, Gadidae. Gene Ontology annotation, molecular function: proton-transporting ATP synthase activity, rotational mechanism. The coding region runs from base 80 to 238 and encodes 52 amino acids. The record is from RefSeq and is a predicted model, not a curated record.
ACCUUACGUACGGCGGAACAGAGACGUGACGGCAAGACGUACAUAUCCGACCUGUCCUUGAAGCCACAACACAGGCAAGAUGGUUGCAUACUGGAGACAAGCCGGCAUUAGCUACAUUCGCUUCUCAGCGAUCUGCGCAAGCGCAGUCCGCUCUGCGCUGAAGCCCACGCUAAGGGAGGCAGCGCUGAAGGCCGCCGAGUCGACUGUCAAAGUCGUCAAACCCAAAGUCGCUGUAUAAUUAAAGACCAUGGUGUAGAUAGUUUGUGUUGCAGGCAUGGAAAUGGUCAGUCAUACCCAGGCCAGAUUCUCUGUUAUUGGAUGAAGAUGGAUGACAUCACGAUGAGGGCUUGAGGGUCCAGAAACCCCAACUGGAGGCGCCAUCCACCUGCUUUCAUUUGUAACUGAAGAAAAUGUAUUAAAUAUAUGGAAGUGGA